Mesoplodon densirostris (Blainville's beaked whale) is the source of this 2070-nucleotide messenger RNA. RefSeq names its product DSN1 component of MIS12 kinetochore complex (gene DSN1). The transcript is spliced from 11 exons. Gene Ontology annotation, cellular component: MIS12/MIND type complex. The coding region runs from base 334 to 1392 and encodes 352 amino acids. Gene Ontology annotation, biological process: mitotic sister chromatid segregation; cell division. The record is from RefSeq and is a predicted model, not a curated record. Lineage: Eukaryota; Metazoa; Chordata; Mammalia; Artiodactyla; Ziphiidae.
UUUCACCAGAGGCGGGGCGGGCGCGGGCGGCGGAUCGCCAAGCGGGCCCAGACCAGGAAGGAGCAGACGCUUUAGCGCAGGGCGUGCGGGGGUCUCCGGGGCCGCGGAGAGUGGCCUGCGGCCUUGUUUUUCGGGGACGGAGGCUUUGGGCUGGACGGGCGUCGCUCUGAGGUCAGGAAGUCGCAGACCUCUCCCUGUACGCGGCCCCGCUUACCCGCGCACCAUCCUCUUUGGGAUCGGACACCUCGGCCCAGCCCAGACCCAACCCGUCGUCACCCCCGACAGCGGGGACUAGGGGGGCGCUGCAGCCAUCUCCGGGGCUCUCCACCCAGGAUGACUUCUAGAUCAGAGAUUGUAGAAGUGCUAGAAGAGGAACCAGUGGCAUCCAAGACUCAUGAUCAUCAAUUGGAAUCAGAUCGCAAGCCUGCGGAAGCGUGUGGUAAUUCGUCCACCUCCCUGGAGAUGACUGAAGGCGUUUCAAAGGAACAGAUUCACCUUGGCUCUAGCCCUAAAAAAGGGGAAAGUUGUGAUCCCAGCCACCAGGAAGGACUUCAGUCCAGGUCCCUUUAUUUGUCCCCCCAAGAACAGUGUGCCCGUCACCAAGACAGGAGGCAAUCCUGGCGGCGAGCAAGUAUGAAAGAAACGAACCGGCGGAAGUCACUGCCUCCCUUUCAUCAGGGCAUCACAGAGCUCUGCAGAUCCAUCAGUGUCAACAUAGCAGAAAGCAAACGGCUGGGCUGUCUCCUGCUUUCCAGUUUCCAGUUCUCUGUUCAGAAACUUGAACCUUUCCUAAGGGGCACUGAGGGCUUCAGUCUUGAAAGUUUCAGAGCCAAAGCAUCUUCUCUUUCUGAAGAAUUGAAACAUUUUGCAGACAGACUGGAAAGUGAUGGAACUCUACAAAAAUGUUUUGAAGAUUCAGAAGGAAGAGCACCAGAUUUGUCUCUGGAAACAUCAGUGGCUGAGAUGAAGGAAUAUAUAACAAAGUUUUCUUUAGAACGUCAGAGUUGGGAUCAGCUCUUGCUGCGCUACCAGGAGGAGGCUGAAGAGAUCAUAUCCAGAGGAUCAACUGAAACCAAAAAUACUGAAGUUGAACCUACAGCAUAUCUUGGGUCUUCCCAGAGUGAAGUCCUUAAUACAAAGCCUGACUACCAGAAAAUAUUACAGAACCAGAAUAAAGUCUUUGAUUGUAUGGAGUUGGUGAUGGACGAACUGCAAGGAUCCAUGAAGCAGCUGCACGCCUUUAUGGAGGAAAGUACCCAGUGCCUCCAGAAGGUGUCAGUACAGCUCGGGAAGAGAAGCACGCAACAAUUAGAUCCUUCACCAGCUCGAAAACUGCUCAAGCUUCAGCUACGGAAGCAACCUAGCACACGUUGCUCUAAGUCUUGUCAGUGACCGUAUGCAGCUUUUCUGCCACAGGAUGCUCCGGAGGAGAGAAACAGGAAGAGUGCCCCAGUGCACGGCAACUGCACGACGGGCUAAGCUGUGACAUCGGCCCUGUUGCCUUUGAAGAUAACUGGCUGACUAUAAAGCACUUCGAUUUUUUUCUUAAAAUGAUGGAAUUUAUGCAUCUGAAAGAAUGUCAUAUAGAAACUUUUUCCAAGAAUGUGCAAAAUGCUUGAGACUUCUGCUUUGGAAUGACCUUGAGAACUAGUGGCCCAUUCUUUUAAAUAUCCUUUGUGAUCAGAAACCUUCCUUUUGUGAAGGUGUUUUUCAGGUUUUGAAACAACGCAGAGUCAUUCAGGGCCAAAUCCAAUAAACAUUUUAGGGGUCGUUCUGGUUGUAAAGGGAUGGGACUGAUUGCUAGUGUGGCUUUGAAGGUGAUUUUAGGUAGAGGAGUUGUGAGCAUUGUUAGCAUCGUGUGGAUACAUAAAUCACAUCACGACAUGUCCAAAUUGAAGGAAGUACCACUCAUUCUCUAUAUCCUGAUGUCUGUAGUGUGCUUUAGCUUUUAAUAUUGAGUCGACAUCCUAAAUCCUGGAUUCAUGGCAAGAAGGGGUUAAGUACCUCUUUUCAUUGUUCUCCAUAUUUGUUAAUAAUCUGCAUUAUAAGAUUGCACAUACUUAAAAGCUU